AUCACAUGGUGCCCCUAUACAUUUGAAAUACUAAUUUAUCCCUACGGUACUUCUUCAAACUCGCAACAACGGUGGAGAACAAAAACUAGCAGCAAACUAAAAGCCAUGCUGCCUCUUAAACCCUAAAAGCCAUGCUAACUCUUAAACCCACAACAAAAUAUCCAAUUUCCCAUCUCAUCAAACACCUCAAUCCAUGGGCUUUAGCCAUAAAAAAUGCUCUCACACCCAAUGAAGCCUUGCAUUUCUACUCUCAAAUGCACCGCCAAUCACUUCGCUUUGAUAGCUUUUCAAUCCUCUUCACUCUCAAAUCGUGUACCCAUUUGCGAAACCCCACAAUUAUUCAGCAUCUCCACUCGCAUAUCCUCAAAAUGGGCUUCAUUUCACACGUAUAUGUGGCAACCGCUCUCCUUCAUGCAUACGUUGUCACGUCGUUUGAACACGGUUGUAAACUGUUCGAUGAAAUGCCUAACAGAAAUGUCAUCACUUGGAAUAUAAUGAUAACCGGGUAUUCUAAGUCCGGAAAUGUUGAAAAAGCGAGGGGCGUGUUUGAUCAUAUGCCAAUAAGAGAUGUUUCCUCGUGGUCUGCCAUGAUUGCUGCGUAUAUGAAUGAUGGGGAUUAUGAUCGUGGGUUUGCUCUUUUUCGAGAAAUGAUGAGGAAUGAGGGUCUGAAGCUGGACCAAAUGACUGUGGGUUCAGCUCUGUCGGGGUGUGCUCAAUUGGGUUCUGUUGGUCUGUUGACGGGGAAAUCAGUUCAUGGAGUUACAGUUAAAAAUGGGUGGGAGUUGAAUGUGGAUAUUGGGACAAUUUUGGUUGAUAUGUAUGCAAAAUGUGGUUUUUUGAAGUAUGCUAUUAUGGUUUUUGAGUUGAUGAAAGAAAGGAAUGUGAUGGCGUGGACUGCAAUAAUUUGUGGGUUGGCACAACAUGGUUUUAGCAAGGAAGCAUUGUGUUUGUUUGAGAUGAUGCAAGAAAAUAAUGUGAGACCUAAUGAGAUGACUUUCACCGGGAUUCUUAGUGCCUGUGCACGUACUGGAUUGGUAGAGGAUGGGCGCAGGCAUUUCAACAUGAUUGAAGAGUAUGGACUGGAGCCCAGAAUUCAGCAUUAUGGAUGCAUGGUUGACUUGUUUGGUAAGGCAGGGUUGUUGGAGGAAGCUUAUGAGGUUAUUAAAACCAUGAAAUUCAAGCCCAAUGUGUUUAUAUGGAGCUCUUUCCUGGCAGCUUGUAAGGAGCAUAAGCAGUUUGAGGUGGCGGAUAGAGUGAUUGAACAAGUGUUAAGAAUGGUAAAGCCAGAGAAUGAUGGAGGAAUUUAUACACUUAUUUGUGAUUUAUAUGUGUUGAAUGAGAAGUGGGAUGAUGCAGAGAGCGUGAGAAAAUUAAUGCUUGAUAAUAAUGUAAGGAAAGCCAGGGGAUCCAGUUUCAUACCAGUGGGAUAGAUGAUCCCUUUUCUAGCUGUUCUCAGAGUAGACAUCAAUCACCUUGGGAGAUUUAUAAAAACUACACACUGCAGUUUGAACUUCUAAUAUGUUUGAAUGGUGCUCUUGUUUGCAAGCAAGAAUCUUGAUUUCAUGAAUAUCUAAUGUGCUCAAGUUCUUUUCUUUGAUACUAUUCUUUGUCCAAAGAACAUAAAAAAGAUGAUGGAGAAAUACAUUGAUGGAAGAUGAAGAAGAUUUCAUUUACUCUAGAGUUUGUCAGGGUUUGAAGUAUCUUAUUAUUGAAGAAAAUAUAGAAUACACAGGGAUUAUUUUCUACCAAUGUGAAGCUAGUUAGAGGACACAUUGCAUAGUUGCAAUAGCUAUAUUUUGAAUAGAACUGCUAUUGCAGGGCUGACAACUAACUCAGCUGCAUAAAGUUCAGACUGUUAAACUGUCUUAUCUUUCAAACAAAAUUGUUUAAAUUUGAAAACUUGUCAUUGAAUGUAAUCAUAUAAAUUUUUGUUCCAUUAUUUAAAGUCAUCUCUUGUUCAUUUCAGUUCCCUUGAUCUUGGGAAGAAAACAAUAUUUUUUUUGUUC
Messenger RNA from Mangifera indica (mango), 2006 nucleotides. RefSeq names its product pentatricopeptide repeat-containing protein At5g66520-like. NCBI's taxonomy places the organism in Eukaryota, Viridiplantae, Streptophyta, Magnoliopsida, Sapindales, Anacardiaceae. Gene Ontology annotation, molecular function: RNA binding; protein binding. The transcript has a single exon. Bases 132 to 1430 code for a protein of 432 amino acids. Gene Ontology annotation, biological process: RNA modification. The record is from RefSeq and is a predicted model, not a curated record.